Molecule: messenger RNA, 3962 nt
Organism: Cryptomeria japonica (Japanese cedar)
Lineage: Eukaryota; Viridiplantae; Streptophyta; Pinopsida; Cupressales; Cupressaceae
Exons: 12
Coding region: 1-3930 (1309 amino acids)
Molecular function (GO): protein binding
Source: RefSeq, a predicted model, not a curated record
AUGGACUUCAGAAAGAUCGAAAGAAGUGCGGAGCAGAUUUUAUCAGAUGAUUUGAGUUACUGGCGUUUGGCGUCUGUGGCUGAAGUGAGAGACAAUAUGGAUAGGAUUAAGAAAGAGCGAAUCUUAGAUUCGUGGGAUAUUGCACGCCUUUUGGAUGGAUGGGUGGAUGGCCCCGGCUACAGAUAUACUAUUGAGAAUGAGUACAAACCCAACAUGGGACACAUGCUGCUAGUUAGAACAAAAACACCAAGAGCAUCGGAUGGUAAAUUCAUUGAAGAAAUGUACUCUGGAGUGGAGUUGAACAGUAAGGGAAGAAAAGCCGCUCUAUUGCUCUCCUGCGACGAUAAAAUUACUGAAGUCAUGUGCUUCGUUUUAAUGAGUACCAUAGAUAGAUUUGUGGAGACGGGGGAGCGUCAAUCAGAGUUAGAUCGUUUGACAGAAAGUCUGAAGCAGACUUUCUAUCACCGUAGAACGGUAUUGCACUACGCUGCCGACCAGCCACACAAUGGAGAACAUGCACGGUGCGUUGCAGAUUUGAUUCUAAGCAACUUUGAAUAUGGAAGAGAGUUGAUAAAAGCUGGGGAUAAAUACGGAAGGACUUCUCUUCACUAUGCAGCUCAUCAUGGGCACAUCGGCCUCUUCCAUUUUCUAAUUGUCAAUUGCGGAUUGGAUGCUGAUGAAAAGGAUCGAAAUGGUGAAAAUAUACUGCAUCUUGCCGUAAAUAGCAAUAAGAUAGAAGUAGUGAACCUAUUAUUGACGAUAAUGGAUGGCUUGAAGAAUCUAGUUGCUUCUCAGGACGCCAAAUGUAAGACCCCGUUGCAUAAAGCGGCGGCUAACGGUAAUACACAUAUCAUAUGCAUUCUCCUGCAAUGCAUGAAUGAACUAGGCAAGAGUGGACUUUUUCGUCAGGCUGAUUUGUUUGGGCAAACGGCACUUCUCGAAGCAGCAAGGGGAGGUCACAAAGGAGCCUUUCGGAACCUAUUGCAAAUUGGAUCGAAGCCUCUUGCUGAACGCAACUCUGAAGGUAAAACUGCACAACACUAUUGUGUGCAGCUCAAAGAUGAAGAUGCGGCCACUGACAUGGUUUCGAUGCUGCUGGAUCAUUGCCUGCCUGAAGAAAGAUUGCUUCUGCUGUCGGCGUCGGCUACUGGCAUUGGUACAGCUGAACAAUGUGCUGAAUCCGCAUAUGUACAAAGUUUUCUCAAGCAGCAAAGAGAAAGUGAAGUCACAGCGGGAAGCUCAAGGGACUUGUUACUCAGCGCUGUUACGCUGGGAUAUGACAAAAUGGCAUGGGAACUUAUCAAUAGAGGUGCCAAUACUAGUCAAUUACACAACUACAACUUCUCUAACAGCGAAGUGUCAGAUGCUCGUCAACAGCGCAUCAAGAAGUUUCUUCAGCGUGUAGAGAAAAUGCCGGAAGGAGGCCGAGAUCAACCAACUGUCCACGAUAGUCUAGGAAGAAGGGCUUUUGCAGAAGGACUGGCUGCACUUUUUCUAAACCCACACGUUAAAUCACCCGCGACGGUGGGCAUCUCGGGUGACUGGGGAAUGGGCAAGUCCAGCUUAAUGUUGCAGACGGAAAUGCUUUUGCUGCAAGCAGCAGCUCAGCUAACGUUUCCAGAUAUUCUACCAAUUGAAGAGUUUCCAGGGUCCAAACAGUUCGAGCUAACUCAGAAAGGUCGAAAAAAAUACAAGAAAGUUAAAAAAGGAGUGAAAGAAUUAUUGCCAGCCUCUGAAAUAGCCAAUAUUGAUGAGGAUCCAUUGGUGUAUUUUCUCGACAACUAUCAAGACAAGUACCCUCAAGUGUAUAAAUCAUUAGCGCUCAUGGACCGCGGUGAGCUGUUUCGUUUGAAGGAUGAAACAUCAGAUUCAAGUAGCAGUCUGGCCUCAAUGUUUGCUAUGUCUAAGCUUCGUUUGAAGGGUAAGACAUCAGAUUCAAGUACCAGCCUGGGCAAGAUUCCUACUAUCCUGACAGUUCGCUAUAACGCGUGGUAUUACCAAAAUGAGUCAGAAGCACUGGCAGGCUUGGCUAUUACAAUAUCAAAGGCCAUGGAAGAAACGAUGACUAAAUCCCAGAGAAUAAGGUCUUGCUGGAGAUACACAUUGAAGGAAAGAGGAGGCGAAAUAGGCUUCCAAUUUCUUUUACCGUGCAUCCUGGCCCUGUUUCUUUCAGGUUGGCUUACUUGGGCGUUUUGGAUGUUGUUAAGCAGAUUGAAGCACAGCGAGCUGCAGGACUUAAAAUACGGAUCCAUUCCUGUGACUAUAGUUGUUGUUUUUUGGACCGUAAUGAGACAACUUUAUUCUGUUUUCAAACCUGUUAGUGUUCAAAUAAUGGGAUAUGUUAGCCUACCUGACCACAGCAAAAAUCUUGGUUAUCAGCAUCAAGUGAUAUCUGAUAUCAACUUUUUAAAACAACAAAUUCGGCAGAAACCGUCUUUGUUCUGGAAAUUUCUUGCUGGUAAUUGGUUAUGGAGAAUGUGUGGGCUCUAUCUUGACACUAUUGAAGGUACAUCCAUUCCGAAAACACCCCCGCCUUCCAAAGAUGAUAUCCGCAUUAUUGUCUUCGUUGACGACUUGGAUAGGUGCGAAGACACCGUUAUUUUACAGGUGCUUUCUGCAGUUAAUUUGGUCUUGGCAGUUUGUGAGAUUAAUGUGAUUCUUGGAAUGGACAAGAAAAUGAUCGCAAGAGCAAUAGCACAUAAAUAUCAACAUCAAUACCAAGACAAUGCUAAUUUAAAAAUAAAUCCAGUAGACUUGGCUGAUAAAUACUUAAGCAAAAUAGUUCAGCUGCCAUUGGCCUUACCAGAUUCGGGCAACGAGGAAAGGAUAGAGUUUCUAAAUCAGCAGUUGGGAGAGGAGUUCAUGGAAAGUGGUGACGACGGAACAGAGGAGAGCUCACAACAUUCAGAAGAUGCUCAGUCAAGUAAUACACAAAUUAUUCAGAACGGACGGCCAGAGCGUUUAUCAGGUUCCCAAAUUACAAUAUAUUUGUUAUAUGCAAGGCAUUCAAUUUUAAUUGCUUUACUUGAUAAAAAGAAAAAAAUUCUGAUUGAUGCAGAAGCUCAAUCUAGAGAUGAAGAAAACCGUCUAAGAAAUCCUCCAGAAAGCGGCCUAGAGAUCAAGUCAAUAAUUUCCCAAUUACUCGACCGUUUGAGAGCAUUGAGUAAGCUUUGCAAAUGGAUAUUUUCAGAUGCUCAAUCCAGAGAUGAAGACCCUGAAGAAAACCGUCAACAAAACACUCCAGCAAGCGGCCUAGAGAUCCAGUCAAUCAUUUCCCAAUUACUCGACCGUUUGAGAGCAUUGAGGAGUAAGCUUUGCAAAUGGACAUUUUCAGGCCCUGAUGAAAGAAGCUCGAAACUGAAAAGCAUGCCAAUAAAUAGCCAGUUGAUUCUGCCAAGUUACAGCGAUGAAGAGAGGAAAGCAAUGGUUUUCUUGAGCACACAAGCAAGCGAUGGCCCACAACUUCCUCGUGAAUGGAAAAGAUUCCUCACAUAUCAUCGUCUAGCGUGGAAUGUCCUUUUCCGAUUCAAACAAGUGAAACACUUGCGAGGAUGGCAGGUCCAACUUCUUGUAUGGAUAUUCUGUUGUUGGCAAUGGAAAGACAAUAUGAACCGUAUUAUAGAGAACUGGAAGGAGCUUGUGUCUAUAGAGGGCGGCACUGUAAAUGAUGAUGACCCCUCACUCAAAAUUAUUGUUGAGCAUUGUCUUGACAGAAAAGUAGAAGACGAGGGGAAGGACAAGUGGCGGUUAAUGAUUAAGACUUUGGACGAAUACGAUGUUUCCUUGAAGAGCAUUCAAUCUUUUCAAAAGUUUCGUCUACAUUGUGAGAUUGGAUAUCUUCCUCCGCCUCCUGCAAAUGCCACAGAGCCAAUGAGGAGUAACUCCGUCCGGGAACAUCCCUCACUAGGCUCUAAUUUGUCGCCAAGGUAGAGGGAAAUAAGAGUUGAUGGAGACAUGCAACA